Messenger RNA from Zootermopsis nevadensis, 2428 nucleotides. RefSeq names its product clarin-3. The record is from RefSeq and is a predicted model, not a curated record. Lineage: Eukaryota; Metazoa; Arthropoda; Insecta; Blattodea; Termopsidae.
GUUAGUGCUGCCGUCUAUGUGAAGGCCUGUCAGGUGUAACUGGUCCAACCGUCUUUUGUUCGUCAUUUCUAUAGUCACCGGAAUGUGAUAUGCCAUAAUUCACACUUGUGUAGAAUGCAAAUGGUAUUGAUCUUCGACCAAAAUACGACACAAAAUAAAUGUUUUACUCCAAAAGCGGUCAUAACUCUUUGGAAUAGAACUUUCCCAAAAUAAACAUGCAAUUUCGGUACACGAUAACCGUCAGUGGUUUGGGCCCUAAUCUAUAAGCAAAUAUUAUUAACUGUGUCAAUAUUCCAUCUUCAUCCCAAACAUAAACAUACAAUCCAAACAGAAUAAAGACAGACGAUAAAAAAUAGGAAGUGACUUGUAGGUUCUCCAAAAGGUUUUUACGUGAACUAUUCCGGUGUGUUACGCGCUGUGAAUACCAAGGGGGUGAGUAGUAACGGACCAACUAUCGACUGGUUGUGUGCCGCGCUCUAUAGGCAUGCCCUCACCACUGACUCAGUUCCAGCCAGUUGUUUCGUGUUGAAUGUUCGUUAGGUCGACGUGGAGCCUGCUGAUUGCCAUGGUUACGCUCAUUUUCGGAGACCUUAAUGCUCGGACAAGAGGCAAGACGACCAUGUAGGUCGCCAUAGCAACUAUGUGACAAUUGUGCAACUGUGUGUAUGAAUAUGAAUCUGUUCAGGCGGGGGAUGAUUUUCGUGACGUUUUUGGGGUCGUGUCUGGGAAUAGCGCUGGUGGUGGCAGCACUGGGAACCAAGUUUUGGAUUGUAGCACGUGCCCGUCGGGUCUCGAACCCGGAGGAAUCGGAUGGAAGAAUCCACUUCGGACUGUUCGAUGGGAAGAAGGAGUUGAACGUGGCCUAUGGCUGGAGGACGUAUGACGUCAGCGUGCUCGAGUUGAUGCGAACAGACCACGAGUUCCUCCUCUAUGGGCUGUGGGUUGCUGCAAUCGCCUGCAUAGCAGGAGCCCUGCUAUUUGCUGGUCUGUCUGCUAUUUUUGCUGUAAUCAACACUGCCACGACCCCUAUUGGAACAGUUACUGGAGUUCCAGGACUCUAUUUGUGGAACUCUCUGGCAAUGUUCUUUGACAUGUGCGCAGUCAGUCUCUGGGCUGUGCAGUUCUACCAGAAGCUGCAGCACAACGUGAUGAGUCGAGAGGACCGAGACAACAUGUGGAGCUCUGCCAACAUGGCACACUAUGGCUAUUCUUUCUGGCUUGUGGUGGGGGCAGUAGUGGUGCACGUCAUCAACAUUACUGCCAUCUACAUCGGCACACAUGAGGCUCGUGAGAAGACGACACCACAGCCAGUGAUGGAAGAGAAGUCCAACGGUGCCAUCAUGUUGUAUUAGUACGAAGAACAACUGAAUGUGUAUGUUGCACACAAGUCUUGUGAAACCAACGAAUCAGUGAGCUUUCAGUGAAGUGUUCGCAAAGCAGGGUUAAUUAAAAUACCUGCUGUGUUUAAUGUAAACUUUUUCACAUAUACCAUGACUUACCAGACAGUUCUCAGUUCCUACCCUUUUACUGCACCACUGUACCUUGGAAGUGGUUACCGAAUAGCUAGUUUCGAUUUGAAUUACCAUCAUACACUUCAAUAGACUUGAAGCAAAUGUACUUUUUAACAAACUUGUCUAAGCGGAUACUUUAGAAACUGAUAGUUGCUCAGGUGGUCAAGCUAUUCCCUACCAGUUAUGGAACCCAGAAGAUGAUUACUUAAGCCAGUUAAAACCAAUCACAACUCUUAUUUCUUCAAAGCGCUUUCUCCCAUUAGUUUGUAUGUUCAAGGGCAGUGGUUGAUAAACUGCAGCCUCUGUAAGUAAUUUUACUUCCAAUUUAAAUAUAAGAUAAUAAUAAACAUAUGCUACUGAUUUUAUAAAUAAUAGCUAGCAACACUAAAAUACUUAAUAAUGAAGAGCAGUCAAACCUCAAUUUCAUGCCGUCCGUACACCACCACCCAGGAAAGCAUAUUGACAGAAAUUCGCUAUGUAAUCCCAAAGGGAAUCCUCCCCUGGUAAAGUACAACCCCCACUAGCCACCAUCUGUGGCAACAUGAAUGCACCGUUGAGCAUUUCAAUCAAGUCUGAUACAUUAGUGUGCCAUUUUGUUUAUACUGGCUAUACAGACAACUCCCAGGAAUAUUCAGUUGUAAAAUUACUUUAUGCUGGUGACUGCUGCAAAACAAAUAAAACCUAUUCAGGCUUUAAAAAGAAAAUCCACUGCAUACAGCACCUCGGGGAGGAUGAUGGAUCGUUACUUGGUGGUAUAAAUGGUGACAUAAAUCCAGACUGUUACAGUAAAUGAACCUGCUAAUGGAGGGGCACUGACUUGAAAAUGGACACAUUACCCAGCAUCAGUUACAUAAGGUAACUGUUCAAUUGAAAUUUUUCAUGUAUUUUUUAAUUUGUAAUAAAUUACAUAAAACUUC